AUGAGUAGUACAACUUCUGCCUCGUUUGUGGAACAUCGCUUGAAAAAUGUCGUUCAUUCAAAUUACGCAGUUCGUGAAAUAGUUCAACGAAAUAUUCAAGAAUUUUUCCGAUUACGUGAUGAAGUCUUGAGCAAACCGGAAAUCAAAGAUUUAAACAUUUUCGCUGAUAUUCUUUUACCAGUUCUCGAAGGAUUACGAAUUAAACAGUUGCAAGCGUGCGCACGAUCAAACAAAAUUCAAUUGGCACUGUGCGGAGAGAAUUCCAGUGGCAAAACAGCCUUCUUGCAUAACUUUUUGGGCAUUGGCAAGAUACUUCCAUCAGGUGAUGGUCCUGUUACAGCGCGUAUCACCAAACUCACGUACGCUUCUCCUCUGGAAGCCUCUAUUCGUCUAUACAACAACUUACNAAUUGGUGUUUAG
Messenger RNA from Adineta ricciae, 420 nucleotides. The record is from the annotation of a GenBank genome assembly. NCBI's taxonomy places the organism in Eukaryota, Metazoa, Rotifera, Eurotatoria, Adinetida, Adinetidae.